AUAUCUAGUCCAUAACCACCAUCGAUAAGAUCUCAAAUUUAAUUUUUGCAAGAGAAAAAAAUAUGUGUUUGAUGACGAAAAUUUCUUAGCAUUCGAAUUUUGUUUCUCUAAUUACAAAAUUGUCAUCCAAAAACACUAAUCACUAUUAUCACUUGAAUGAAUGACAAGCAUAAAUGCAAUUUUUCAGCCAUAAUAUUGAAUCCUUUUUAGCAUCAUCAUCAUCAUAAUUUAUUCAUUUAAUCAAAGAUUUGGUUUGGUUUUUUCCACUUUUCCGUUUUUUUUGAAUUGUAUAUCCACCAAUAAUAAUGGUACUCGGUGAAACAUAUAAACCAGUGACGCCAACAACACGUGAUCCACUGUUACCGAAAGAAGAUGCUGUUGUAUCACCAACGAUAAAAAUCAAAAAUGUAAACGAUACAUUUUUCAUAAAAUAUACAUUUUCAUUUUUGGCUGCAAGUUGUGCAGAAACAAUAACCUAUCCAUUGGAUUUAAUCAAAGGACGGCUACAGAUACAAGGGGAAAUUGCAUUCGAACAACAUGCCAAAAAUCAAACAAAACGUUUGAUACCGAAUCGUGGAAUGUUUGGUACUGCUGUUGGUAUUGUUCAAGAAGAAGGUUUCCUACGAUUAUGGCAAGGAUUAUCACCAGCAAUCUAUCGUCAUAUUGUUUAUUCUGGUGUACGAAUGACAUUUUAUGAAUAUAUUCGUGAAGAUUUAUUGGGAAAAAACUCUGAUGGUACAAUACCAUUAUGGAAAGCAUUGAUUGGUGGUACUGUAGCUGGUGUUACGGCACAAUUCUUGGCCAGUCCAGCCGAUUUAGUUAAAGUUCAAGUACAAAUGGAAGGACGAAGACGAUUACAGGGACUGGAACCACGUGUACGUAAUGCCAGACAUGCAUUUAUGAAAAUAUAUUAUGAAGGUGGUAUACGUGGCUUAUGGAAAGGUUGGAUGCCGAAUUGUCAACGUGCUGCAUUUGUUAAUCUUGGUGAUUUAACCACUUAUGAUACGGCAAAACAUUUAAUAUUGAAACAUACUAAUAUGAAAGAUAAUAUCUAUCUGCAUGCAAUGUCCAGUGUAUGUUCUGGUUUGGUUGCAGCAUUACUUGGUACACCGGCUGAUGUUAUCAAAACACGCGUUAUGAAUCAACCAACUGAUAAUACUGGCCGUGGUUUAUUAUAUCGUUCAUCCAUGGAUUGUUUGAUUAAAUCGGUUAAAGGUGAAGGAUUUUUUUCACUUUAUAAAGGUUUUAUACCAUGUUGGAUUCGUAUGGGACCAUGGUCAUUAUUAUUUUGGUUAAGUUAUGAAAAAUUACGUAAAAUAUGGGGUGUUACAUCUUUUUAAUUUAGUGGAACACUUACUUAACCAGUAACUUACUUAGCCACUUUCUUCGAAAAUUCUACUUCUUCAAAAACCAAAAACUAAACAAAAAUGCCCUUUCAAUCCAAAUGGUCUUCAUCAU
Molecule: messenger RNA, 1458 nt
Organism: Dermatophagoides pteronyssinus (European house dust mite)
Lineage: Eukaryota; Metazoa; Arthropoda; Arachnida; Sarcoptiformes; Pyroglyphidae
Product: mitochondrial uncoupling protein 4-like
Source: RefSeq, a predicted model, not a curated record